Molecule: messenger RNA, 1518 nt
Organism: Colletotrichum destructivum
Lineage: Eukaryota; Fungi; Ascomycota; Sordariomycetes; Glomerellales; Glomerellaceae
Product: Putative ATPase, F1/V1/A1 complex, alpha/beta subunit, nucleotide-binding domain-containing protein
Exons: 7
Coding region: 1-1518 (505 amino acids)
Biological process (GO): ATP metabolic process; vacuolar acidification; proton transmembrane transport
Cellular component (GO): proton-transporting V-type ATPase, V1 domain
Molecular function (GO): ATP binding; proton-transporting ATPase activity, rotational mechanism
Source: RefSeq, a predicted model, not a curated record
AUGAGUGACCCCCGAGAGCCCUCCUACUCGAUCGUGCCGAGAAUUCGGUACAACACCGUCGGCGGUGUCAACGGACCCCUCGUCAUCCUUGAGAAUGUCAAAUUCCCCAGAUACAACGAGAUCGUCUCUUUGACCCUGCCCGAUGGAACCAACAGACAGGGUCAGGUCCUUGAGGCCCGAGGUGACCGAGCCGUCGUCCAGGUCUUCGAGGGCACAUCAGGCAUCGAUGUCCAGAAGACGAAAGUCGAGUUUACCGGCCAGAGCUUGAAGCUCGGCGUGUCGGAGGACAUGCUUGGUCGUAUCUUUGAUGGUUCUGGACGAGCUAUUGACAAGGGCCCCAAGGUCCUGGCCGAGGACUACCUCGACAUCAACGGCAGUCCCAUCAACCCCUUCUCCCGUGAAUACCCUGAGGAGAUGAUCUCGACCGGUAUCUCCGCCAUCGACACCAUGAACUCCAUCGCCCGUGGCCAAAAGAUCCCCAUUUUCUCCUCGUCCGGUCUGCCGCACAACGAAAUCGCCGCCCAGAUCUGCAGACAAGCCAGCUUGGUACAGAAGCAGGGAAUCACCAACAAGGGCGUCCACGACGGUCACGAGGAGAACUUCUCCAUCGUUUUCGGUGCCAUGGGUGUCAACUUGGAGACGGCCAGAUUCUUCACGCGCGACUUCGAGGAGAACGGCAGUCUGGAGCGUGUCACCCUCUUCCUUAACCUUGCCAACGACCCUACUAUCGAGCGUAUCAUCACUCCUCGUCUCGCUCUCACGACCGCCGAAUACUACGCUUACCAGCUCGAGAAGCACGUCCUCGUUAUCCUUACGGAUCUGUCCGCCUACUGCGAUGCCCUCCGUGAGGUUUCGGCCGCCCGUGAGGAAGUCCCCGGUCGUCGCGGUUACCCCGGUUACAUGUACACUGAUUUGUCCACCAUUUACGAGCGUGCCGGCCGUGUCUCUGGACGCAACGGUUCCAUCACGCAGGUGCCCAUUUUGACCAUGCCCAACGAGGAUAUCACUCACCCCAUUCCCGACUUGACGGGUUACAUUACGGAGGGACAGAUCUUCGUCGACAGAGGCCUGUACAACCGUGGUAUCUACCCGCCCAUCAACGUUCUGCCGUCCCUGUCUCGUCUCAUGAAGUCUGCCAUUGGUGAGGGUAUGACUCGCAAGGACCACGGCGAUGUUUCCAACCAGCUUUACGCCAAGUACGCCAUCGGUCGUGACGCCGCUGCCAUGAAGGCCGUCGUCGGUGAGGAGGCUCUGUCUGCCGAAGACAAGCUGUCACUGGAGUUCCUCGAGAAGUUCGAGCGCCAGUUCAUCAACCAGGGCCAGUACGAGGCUCGCACCAUUUACGAGUCUCUGGACCUCGCGUGGAGCUUGCUCCGCCUGUACCCCAAGGAGCUCCUCAACCGUAUCCCCGGUAAGAUUCUCAACGAGUUCUACCAGCGCGCGGCAAAGGAGGCCAAGGACAAGGGCAAGCAGAGGGCACAGGUGCAGCAAAACGAGGAGAACCUGAUUGACGCAUGA